CGCCGGCAACCACUGUCGUGCGAGUCGACAUCGACAAACAGCCCCAAGGGCGCGGCUCUGCAACAGCACACCGGGGGCCAGGAAUUUGGGGGCGAACAUGGAAACAGAGCUGGAGUCAGAGAGAGUGACCACUCCGCACAAGCACUACAACAAGGACAAGACAAGGUCAGUUGCUGGUUAUACCGACGGAUAUAAGCCUGCUGCCCGUACUGAAGAGAACAUGAAAUCAGAGACACCUCACUGGGAUGAAAAACUUGAAGCGUUGCGUGCCUAUCGCAAAUCCAAGGGGAUGUGUUUCACUUGUGAGGAGAAGUGGAACAAAACUCACAAAUGUCCAUCUCAAAUUCCCUUACAUGUCAUGGAAGAGUUACUUGAAGUGUUGCAGAGCGACGAAGACGAUAGCAAAUCUUCAGUUAGCUCAGAGGACGACCUAAUGUUGUUGGCACCCUUGGAAGUGUCGUCUGCUCCCAGACAACGACGGAGUAUGCGACUGCAUGGCAUGAUUGGCAAGCAACAUGUACUCAUUCUGGUAGAUUCGGGAGCAAAUGCAUCUUUCAUAAAUGCAGAAUUGGCACAACAGCUUGGCCGAGAGACGAAAGAGACACUCCCUGCUCGUUUUGUUGCAGCCAAUGGUGCACCGCUGGUUAGUGCGAAGAUGCUGCCGCAGCUACAAUGGUUUUGUCAAGGCCACUCUUUCACUCAAGAUUUGCACAUCCUACCACUGCCCUGCUAUGACAUGAUUUUGGUUGCAGAUUGGUUGGAAGAUCACAGUCCAAUGUGGGUGCACUGGAAGCGCCGCUGGAUGAAAUUUACACACCAAUGA
Molecule: messenger RNA, 823 nt
Organism: Lolium rigidum
Lineage: Eukaryota; Viridiplantae; Streptophyta; Magnoliopsida; Poales; Poaceae
Exons: 2
Coding region: 98-823 (241 amino acids)
Source: RefSeq, a predicted model, not a curated record